Molecule: messenger RNA, 4374 nt
Organism: Chiloscyllium plagiosum (whitespotted bambooshark)
Lineage: Eukaryota; Metazoa; Chordata; Chondrichthyes; Orectolobiformes; Hemiscylliidae
Gene: gk5
Product: glycerol kinase 5
Biological process (GO): glycerol-3-phosphate biosynthetic process; triglyceride metabolic process; phosphorylation
Cellular component (GO): mitochondrion
Molecular function (GO): kinase activity; phosphotransferase activity, alcohol group as acceptor
Source: RefSeq, a predicted model, not a curated record
GGGGGGGGUCUGGGAGGGGCUCGUUAGGGGCACGGCAGCCUGAGCGGAAUCACGAUGCCGUUCAGUGGCCGGGGAUCCCGCUGUGGGCAGGCCCAGCGCGAGGAUGCGAGUGUUUCACUUGGAUACAUUUCCUUUGAUACAAAGUAACAAACUCCGUGUUUGUUGCUACCUUCCGCUGGAGACCCCUCGCUUCUCUUGCGGUUCAAACCCCCUCCAACCUUAGAUUUUCUUUUUAAAGCACCUGCCUUGUUGUUGUUGUUGUUUUGUCAGUGUUUCCUCUCUCUCUCUCUCUCACGCCCCCCGCGGGUUUUUAUUUUUAAUCAGCCAGCCUUGUUUCAUGGCUCCCCGCCUCCUGAGUGUCUGAGUUGUCCCUCCCGCGGGUUUGGGGGAAGUGUCCCGGCUCCCAGCUCGCUCUCUCUCUCUCUCUCCCCCCCCCCAGCCCCCGGGAUGGGGUCUGUCCGAAAUGGCCUUCGCCGGAGUGACACGUACGUUCUGGCCGUCGAUGUUGGCUCCACGUCGGUCAGGUGCCACGUGUAUGACCCCGCCGCCAAGAUCAAAGGGUCGAGUAGUCGGCCGAUAAACAUGUUGUAUCCAAAGCCUGGUUGGGUGGAAGUGAAUCCAGAAGAGAUGUUUGAACAAUUUGUUGCUGUUGUUAAGGAAGCGGUUGAAGAUUCUGGAUUGAAUAUUAAGCAGAUGGUGGCCCUUGGCAUUUCAACACAGAGAGCAACAUUUGUCACUUGGGACAAGACAACAGGAAGACCCUUUCAUAACUUUAUCUGUUGGCAAGACCUACGAGCAGUUGACCUUGUCAGAUCGUGGAACAAGUCAUUUUUACUUUGGGUGGUUCAUAAAUCCAGUGGAUUACUCCAUUUUCUGACCAGGAAGAAGCGCUUCCUAGCUGCGAGUGUGAUCCAUUUCUCUACCCAGCAUGUAUCCAUUCGUCUAGCCUGGGUUCUCCAAAAUAUCAAGCAGGUUCAAGAUGCUGUUAUUGAAGAAAACUGCUGUUUUGGAACCAUCGAUACAUGGUUGCUAUACAAAUUGACUAAAGGUGCUGUUUAUGCUACAGAUUACUCCAAUGCAAGUACUACAGCAAUGUUUGAUCCUUAUCAGUUGUGUUGGAGUAAAUUCCUUGCAAACCUUCUUUCUGUGCCUGUGUCCAUCCUCCCUCCUGUGAAGGAUACCAGUUGCAAUUUUGGAUACACCGAUGAAAGUAUAUUUGGAAUCCCUAUUCAGAUAAUGGCUUUGGCAGCAGAUCAACAGGCAGCCAUGUUUGGGGAGUGCUGCUUUGAAACAGGAGAUGUGAAGCUCACCAUGGGAACAGGCACUUUCAUGUCUAUCAAUACUGGAACCAAGCCACAUGCUUCUGUAACAGGCCUUUAUCCAUUGGUUGGAUGGAAGAUUGGGUCUGAAAUUAUAUACAUAGCCGAAGGAAAUGCUUCUGAUACUGGUAAAGUAAUCCAAUGGGCCCAGCAGCUAGGUUUAUUCUCUGAUGUUGCUGAAACUGAAAACAUAGCACAGGAAGUCCCCAGUUCAGAUGGUGUGUUCUUUGUCCCAUCAUUCAGUGGAUUACAGGCUCCUUUAAAUGACCCAAAUGCUUGUGCAUCAUUUUUGGGACUGAAACCUUCAACGACCAAAAUUCAUCUGGUGCGAGCAAUACUGGAGUCCAUUGCCUUCAGAAACAAACAACUUUACGACACAAUGCUGAAAGAAAUCCAUAUUCCAAUUACAUGCAUCAGGGCAGAUGGCGGUAUAUGCAGCAAUCGGUUUGUCAUGCAGCUUACUACAGAUCUGCUCAUGUGUGAUAUCGAGAAACCGAAACGUGUGGAUAUGUCCAGUCUCGGAGCAGCCUUUUUAGCUGGCCUUGCAAUUGGGUACUGGGGCAGCAGAGAAGAACUGAAGACCAUAAGAUCUGUGGAAACGAUUUACAAACCACAAGAUGUGUUACAUCACUAUAAACCCACCGUAGAAAACUGGGAACUAGCUGUACAACGAUCUAUGCACUGGUACAAUAAGACCAAACAGGAGUGAAUUAUUUUCUUUGAAUAAAAGAUGGCACUGACAAGUUUUCUUCUGUAAAUGUUCCAGGUUCAUGUUUGUAUAUGACUCCCAUCGAUCAAGUCUCCUGAUGUAUCUGAAGGGCGAAUUUGAGAAUAUUGUGAGCCUUGUUUUAAGUUUUGUAAUAGAAAUUGUUACGAAAAUACUUGCUAGUUUAAACCAUUUGUGCCUGCAAUACUACAUACUGAAACAAAAUAAUUCCUGUUUCAAGAUAUUUUAAAUGUUUAAAUCCUUCCUGGCACCCUCGCAAGUCAGCUUGCAUAUCUCAGUGGGUAUGAAGAUGAAAAGCUAUCAUUUUGAUGGACUGUAUUGGGAAUAUCUGGCACUGGCACUGCUGACCCUUGAGCUUAUGACCCAUUUAUUGAAAGUCAUGUGCACUAUGACACCCCCCUCCCCCCCCCCCCCCCCCCCCCACACACACACACACACUCUGCUUACCCUGUGUGUUUAGGCGGCUUUAAUCACUGAUCUUUCUGGUACAGAAGAGUCUUCUGAAAAUAUUAAUAGUUUCAUGCCCAGACUAGAAGUUGAAAAUCUAUGUUGUUGAAUUGGAAACAACCUAAUUCAGAAAUUAAUGCAAAGGGGGAGAAAGGAAGUGUUGGUUUCUAUAACAGUUGGCCGGACACAACUUUAAUACACUUCACCAACACUUCUCUGGUGUAAGGUGAUUUGUAACAUCCUAAGACAGUGCAAGACUCUAUUAAAAUGUAAGUCUUUUUUUCUUGUUGGGCAGCAAGUCUAAUCUCUACCUCUAAAUAUUUUAAUCUGGUAUACAUAAUUGUGCUUUAUUACUGCUACCUGAAAUGUAAAAUAUCACAGAAUGGCACUUUCAAAUUACCAAUGUGUGUCUUAUUAAACUUUUUAAUUGUAGUUGCUUACAUACUGAUACAGGUUUCAACUUCCACUUCAAACUGUAAAGUAAUUUAAAUUAAACAAAAAAAAAAUUGAGGUCUUGAAAAUGUUUCUCUGCAGAAUUUCAAUGCAGUGCUCUGGAAAACAUUUAAGAUACAUAAUUUUUUUAAAAAUUGUUCACAUUGCAUUUAUAUUUCUAAAAGUGUCUCAUUUUAACUGGUUAAUGCACCUUCAACAAUCGAAUUCCAGUUGCUUAUGAAGCCAGCACUGUAAUGGUCUUCAACUACUGUACUGCAUUUUAUAGUUUAAUCUUCAUGGAGUUAUGAAAUUUGUUUGAAGCAUUGCUUAACCAUUUCCUCAUGUUCUUGUUACACUAAACACUUCCAGAACAUGGUCAGUAAGGUGGACCUCAGUUCAAUUACAGUCAGUACAUUCCAAUUGAAUCGCUGCUUUCCCUCCUUUAGGAUCUUGUAUUUGGCUCCAGUAAUAGUUGUCUGUAGUAACAGUAAAUGCCGCUGUCUCAUGGGAUGAUGCGGUACGGACUUGCAAAAUUUAUUUUGAGUUGUGCUUGAUUUGAUUGCACUUAGUUCCAUUUGGUGAAGUCAUCAGUUGAGCCAUUCUUCCAGAAUUGAAGAUCAGAGGAGUCAUUCUGGGCUGCUGUUGUGUAGCUGUUAAUUCAAAAACAUCAAACAAGGUCUGCAAACCUACCAUGGUGUCUCUUGGUAGACAGUUUCUGUCUCUUCAUAGAGCCUUGUUACAUCAAAUGUUUUAAGUACAAAGAAUCCUACUCAUAUGUUCCAAUAAGUAAACUAAAGUGACAUCUAUUUGUAUGAACCAAUGUGCAGAGGCAAAGGUAAAUAUGACAGGUGGUGAAUUCUCGCACAUUUUAUUAUUCACUUUGUUUCUGUUCUGAAACUGCUAAUUAAGUACAAGAAUGUAAAAUUUGUUUUCAAGUCAUCAGGAAAUGUUUCCUCUUUCCAUUCAUGGUACUGCUGUGUAGUAAAUCAGAUCCAAAAUAAAUACAGCAAAGCUGCGUCUCCAGUGUUUAAACAUGAAGUGAUCCCCAAAGGAGUAUUAUUUCCAACCUGAGGUUUCCAUCCUUUUUAAAAAGUUAACCUAAUAUUUUAUCAGCAUUUCCAUUAAAAUGAAUACAUUCUAGUUAAAUUGCACAUCUAAUUCACAAAUGCAUGUUUUUUUUAGUUUUAGAAAUGACAUCUAAACUGUGAUCAGCAGAUGUGUUCAAUGUGCUCUAUUGAGAUUGACUUUUUAAAUUUACAGUCACAUUAUUUGUAAGUUACUUUGAAAACCUUCUGCAAUCGAACUUGGGUACUUCAUCCAUCAAACAAAAACGCUAACAAUGAGUUAUUGUUUAAUAAAUAGUGCUAUCUGUCCACCCAUUUUAUUUUAUUAUGCAUUAUUGUGUAAGUAAAAUGUUGGAUAUUUUCAUGAAUUAAAAAAUUAUUAGAA